Molecule: messenger RNA, 360 nt
Organism: Triticum turgidum subsp. durum (durum wheat)
Lineage: Eukaryota; Viridiplantae; Streptophyta; Magnoliopsida; Poales; Poaceae
Source: the annotation of a GenBank genome assembly
AUGCGGGCGAUCUCGUCGGCGGCGGGAGGGAUGCUGCGGGCGCGGCUGAGCGCGGCGGCGCGCCUCCGCGGCGGGCACGGCGACGGCGGUGGCCGCUGGACGACGCCCGGCCACGAGGUGCGGCCCAAGGGGUACCCGAUGAACCGCACGCCGCCGCCGCCGGGCGAGUCGCGCAAGUGGGAGGACUGGGAGCUCCCCUGCUACGUCACCUCCUUCCUCACCGUCGUCAUCCUCGGCGUCGGGCUCAACGCCAAGCCCGACCUCACCCUCGAGACCUGGGCGCACCACAAGGCGCUCGAGCGCCUCCAGCAGCAGGAGCUCGCCGCCGCGUCCGCCUCCGCCGACGCCCUGUCAGAGUGA